Geosmithia morbida is the source of this 1242-nucleotide messenger RNA. Its product is annotated as ethanolaminephosphotransferase. Gene Ontology annotation, biological process: phospholipid biosynthetic process. Gene Ontology annotation, cellular component: membrane. The coding region runs from base 1 to 1242 and encodes 413 amino acids. Gene Ontology annotation, molecular function: phosphotransferase activity, for other substituted phosphate groups. The transcript has 4 exons. The record is from RefSeq and is a predicted model, not a curated record. Lineage: Eukaryota; Fungi; Ascomycota; Sordariomycetes; Hypocreales; Bionectriaceae.
AUGUCUCUGACCAUCACCAAGAGAAAGGCUGUCGCCGAGUGCGUCUCGGACGAGGCACUCUCGCACCUCCGGACCUACAAGUACUCUAGUGUCGACUUGUCGCCCGUGUCCAAGUAUAUCCUCGGCCCUUGGUGGAAUGCCUUUGUCAAGAUCCUGCCGCUAUGGCUCGCCCCCAACAUGGUGACCCUCCUGGGCUUCUUGUUCAUCCUCGGAAACAUCGGCCUUCUUCUCAUUUUUAUGCCAGACCUCGUCGGACCCGGUCCGACCUGGCUAUAUUACAGCUUCGCCUUUGGCCUGUUUAUGUACCAGACCAUGGACAAUGUGGACGGGAAGCAGGCCAGGAGGACGGGAACUUCGAGUGGUCUAGGUGAGCUCUUCGACCACGGCAUCGACUCGCUCAACUGCACCCUGGCCAGCUUGCUCGAGACGGCCGCCAUGGGCCUCGGUACGUCGCGCGUCGGCGUCUUCACCGCCCUGUGCCCCUGCCUGCCCAUGUUCUUCUCGACUUGGGAAACAUACCACACGCACACGCUGUAUCUGGGAUACUUCAACGGCCCCACCGAGGGUCUGCUCAUCGCCGCCGGCGUCAUGGCUGCGGCUGGCCACUACGGCCCCGGCGUCUUCACGCAGCCCCUGGCCGCUGCCAUCGGUCCGUAUUCGCCCACCAUCGGCGCCGCUCUCGGCCACACAACAUUUAUGGACUUGUGGGUGGGUAUCAUCGUCGGAUCUCUCCUGACGGGCCACGUCCCCUGCUGCGUGUACAAUGUUGUCAAAGCCAGACGGGCCAAGCACCUGCCCGUUGCGCCCGUCUUCCUCGAGUGGCUGCCCAUGGCUGUCUUCACGUUGUCCAUCGGCAUCUGGGUCUACUCGCCCUACAGCACUCUGAUGGCCGAAAACCACCUUGUCCUCUUAUGCCUCACCCUGUCCUUCGUGUUCGGCCGCCUGACCACCAAGGUCAUCCUGGCCCAUCUCACCCGCCAACCAUUCCCCUACUGGACCGUCAUGUUGAACCCGCUGAUUGGCGGCGCCGUCCUCGGCAACCUGCCUCGUGUCGGCCUCCCCCAGAUCACCCCCCAGCUGGAGCUGUACUACCUGUGGGCCUACUUCAUCUUCUCCGUCGUCGUCUACUUCCGCUGGGCUUAUCUGGUCAUCACCAGCAUAUGCGAAUAUCUCGGCAUCAGCGCCCUCACCGUCCCCAAGGACAAGCAGGAGGCUGCCGAGGCUCGCCUAAAGGGCAUGUGA